This is a messenger RNA of Carya illinoinensis, 2048 nucleotides long. RefSeq names its product dihydrolipoyllysine-residue succinyltransferase component of 2-oxoglutarate dehydrogenase complex 2, mitochondrial-like. Bases 300 to 1715 code for a protein of 471 amino acids. The record is from RefSeq and is a predicted model, not a curated record. Gene Ontology annotation, cellular component: oxoglutarate dehydrogenase complex. The transcript has 15 exons. Lineage: Eukaryota; Viridiplantae; Streptophyta; Magnoliopsida; Fagales; Juglandaceae. Gene Ontology annotation, biological process: tricarboxylic acid cycle. Gene Ontology annotation, molecular function: dihydrolipoyllysine-residue succinyltransferase activity.
CACCGAUCGAGAAGAGGAGACAACGAAGUUUGAAACGCACGUUCGAUGGUCGUAGAGAGUUUGUUCUAGAAAAGCUCUUUCCGUCUUUCGCAUCUUCGAAUUUAUUCCUUCCCUUCUUCUUCUCCUUCUCUCUCUUUUUCUUUCUCUUCUUAAUCAUUUCCUGCCACCGUUUGGAUCCGUACAUGCUCUGCUCAAGGUCUCUGAUCCUAUCCUCUUCUUAACUCUCGAUAUCCUUCUACCAGGUGCCAAUCAAUUACUCUUCUGAUUCGUGAUCAGGUUAGCUCACAAGUGGCGAGGAAAUGAUUUCGGGGAUAAUUCGACGCAAAGUUGCUUCGGUGUUAGGACAGUCAGUGCCAAGGAUUAGGUCCUCAGUGUCGGGGCCAAGAUAUUACAGGAAAACUCAGAAAGAGGCUUUCCUGGCUUGGCAAGGAUUUGAAUAUGUCCAGAGCUCUAGUUACCACAUUUUUCUAGGAGGUCAUGCCCAUUCAAAUCCAAGGGAAGUUGCUGCAAUAUUUCAAACAGGAGCCUUUGCCCGAUCAAGGAAUAGAUCAUUCUCUUCAGACAAUGGGGACCUGAUUGAAGCUGUUGUUCCUUUUAUGGGUGAAUCUAUAACUGAUGGCACUUUGGCAAACUUCCUAAAGAAACCUGGUGACAGAGUUGAAGUUGAUGAGCCAAUUGCUCAGAUUGAAACUGAUAAGGUGACAAUUGAUGUAGUUAGUCCUGAAGCUGGCACCCUUCAAAAGUUUGUGGCCAAGGAAGGGGAUACUGUGGAACCAGGAACCAAGAUUGCUGUCAUCUCAAAAUCAGGUGAAGGUGUGACGCAAGCUCCUUCAGAAAAAGCUGCUGCUCAACCACUGCCUCCCGAACAGAAGAAAAGUGUAGAGAAGCAAACCCCCAAAGAAGAAACAGCCCCUGUUAAGGAGAAGAUUAAAGAACCAUCUCCGCCCCUACCCAAGGCAAAAGGAGCUUCUUCACCUCCUAAAGCCACAGCUUCAGAACCCCAGCUUCCUCCUAAGGACAGGGAAAGACGAGUUCCUAUGACAAGACUCAGGAAGCGGGUUGCAACACGCCUGAAAGAUUCUCAGAAUACAUUUGCUUUGCUGAGCACAUUUAAUGAGGUUGAUAUGACCAACCUGAUGAAGCUCCGUUCAGAUUACAAAGAUGCAUUUCUCGAAAAGCAUGGAGUGAAAUUAGGACUUAUGUCUGGUUUCGUGAAAGCUGCUGUUAGCGCACUUCAGAAUCAGCCAAUUGUCAAUGCUGUCAUUGAUGGUGAUGAUAUCAUAUAUCGAGAUUACAUUGACAUCAGCAUUGCUGUUGGCACUCCUAAGGGCCUCGUUGUUCCAGUUAUUCGGAAUACUGAGAAGAUGAACUUCGCCGUGAUAGAGAAGGAGAUCAAUACUCUAGCUAAGAAGGCAAAUGAUGGUUCUAUAUCAAUUGAUGAGAUGGCUGGAGGUACAUUCACAAUAUCAAAUGGUGGUGUCUAUGGAAGUCUUUUAAGUACACCAAUCAUCAACCCUCCACAGUCAGCUAUAUUAGGCAUGCACUCAAUAGUGAACCGUCCAAUGGUCGUUGGGGGCAAUAUUGUUCCAAGGCCAAUGAUGUAUAUCGCCUUGACUUAUGAUCAUAGGCUGAUUGAUGGGAGGGAGGCUGUGUUUUUCCUGCGCCGUAUCAAAGAUGUUGUGGAGGACCCUCGGAGGCUCCUCCUCGAUGUAUGAAGAAAUCUUUUCCAAAUUCCUUAUUUUCUGGUAUUAAACAUGCAAUUCGGUAUUACCCAGAAUUACAUCCCAGAAUUUAAAAUUUUGUCGAGAUGUCUUUUUUGAUCUGCAAUGACACAAGUUAUCAAAUUGCUUGAGUUCACAUUUUCAAGGACGAACCUCAUCAAGUUAUGGUAUUAGUAUUACGGAUGCUGGAUUUGCAUAUUGAGUACUUUCAUCUGUUGACAUUUUGUCCUUUUGACGGACAGUGAGUUUUUUAACGGAUCCUUGGAUGAAGGAUUGACACUGUUAUGUGUACCAAUCUUAUUUAUCUGUUGGUCAGGGUUGUAAUAA